Closterium sp. NIES-65 is the source of this 585-nucleotide messenger RNA. The record is from the annotation of a GenBank genome assembly. NCBI's taxonomy places the organism in Eukaryota, Viridiplantae, Streptophyta, Zygnematophyceae, Desmidiales, Closteriaceae.
AUGGCGUCGUGGCAGCUUUCCGUUCUCGCCCUCUGCACGCUCGCGUCACUGCUGGCGCCUGCUGCGGCGCGGCCUACCAAGGAGGAGUUCAUCGACGAAUUAAAGCAGACCCGCGACGCGCUUGCGGACCCCAAGCUGAACGGCCGAUAUCACGCCACCCACACGCUCCUUGACCACGUCAUCCCUCAAUUGGAGACGGACUGGAACCCGAAUGAGGAUUUCCUCAACAAGGUGGACCACAAAACUAUGCUGCUGCCGGAGGACGGCGUCAUUGCUUCCAAGGCCCCGGACGCGCUCGCCAUGAUGGUGAAAACCGGCAUGAGGCGCGGCGAAGUCGACCCCUACACCAAGCUCUUUCGCGCGCAGAUGCUGGACGGCGUGUACGAGGAGGACGACCUCGCGAAGGCAUCAAAUCUGAAGAACGUGAAUGGCGGCAGCGUGGGUACGGAUCAGAUUGUGGACGCGACGACUAAAUCGAAGAAGGUGGCGAUUGGAAAGGGCAAGGCUAAGAUUAAGCAUGCUGGGAUUUUCAGGGGGAAGUUUCUUACCAUCCAUGGCGUCGACGCGUCGCAGCCGGAAGAGUAA